Neurospora tetrasperma FGSC 2508 is the source of this 4561-nucleotide messenger RNA. RefSeq lists its product as uncharacterized. The record is from RefSeq and is a predicted model, not a curated record. Bases 1 to 4362 code for a protein of 1453 amino acids. Gene Ontology annotation, biological process: phosphatidylcholine metabolic process. The transcript is spliced from 3 exons. Lineage: Eukaryota; Fungi; Ascomycota; Sordariomycetes; Sordariales; Sordariaceae. Gene Ontology annotation, molecular function: phosphatidylcholine lysophospholipase A1 activity. Gene Ontology annotation, cellular component: endoplasmic reticulum.
AUGGAGUCUCUUAGCAACCUCGGCAACGCCAUGAGCUCGGUGCUUUCCGAGACAACGUCCACGACUGCGACCGCAAUCCUCGCCGAUCCUACAGAAGCCCUCUCGUCUGUCGUCGCUCUUGCCAGCGAUGCGGUCUCGAAAGCUAGCGAUGUGGUUCCCGAACACACCCCGACUUCAUGGUUCACCAUCAUCCUCUGGCUGUUGCACCGCAUCUCGAGUGUGCUAUACUUUGUCAUCAAGCUGACCACCAUCACUACACCCACCUUUCUGUUCAACAUCUUUUCGACUAGUCUGACGGUGACCAUGAACGCUACUACGCUCGCCAUCAAAAUCUUUGGUUAUCUGGAAAGGCCGGUUUUCCAUGAACUGACCCGCAGCAUGCAGACGAGGAAGCUGAUCGCUGGCGAAACCCUCAACCUCGAAGAAGAACAAGGAUUCUGUCUUGUGGUCGACGGUAUGGUGGAGAUCUUUGUUAAAUCCGCCAGAGAUGGUCGACGCUCAAGCAGUGGCCCUUCGUUCGAGAGCGACGAUGAGGAAGGCUUUGCUCCGGGUCGCCAGCGCUACCAGCUUCUGACCGAAGUGCGGAACGGUGCCCCCAUGUCAUCACUGUUCUCUAUCAUGUCACUCUUCACUGAAGAUAUCCAGAUGCAUGACACCGACGACGACGACAGCCCCGACCCAACGCCUUCCGCUCCUGGCACCGCUAUGCCUGGUUAUCCUAUGAACGCCAACUUCCAACAGUCGAACGAUACCCUCCCGUCCAUCCCAGGUACCCCAUUGUCCGACAACCACAUCAUGCAACGUGGUAUGGCUUCGGCUGAGUCUCUAACAAUGUCUCCCUUAGCUCAUGAUUCUUCGAGGAUACCAACACUUUCUCUCGUGAACACUCGUCCUGCUGUACCCCGCCGGCCGGUACCGAAGAGGCUCAAUACCACUUCAGCCCAUCCAGAUAUUAUUGCGAGAGCGACAGUGGACACUACCAUAGCCAUUAUCCCCGCCAGCGCCUUCAGGCGUCUGAUCAAGAUAUAUCCCAAGGCAACUGCGCACAUCGUUCAUGUCAUCCUUUCGAGGUUUCAAAGAGUGACACUUGCCACUGCUUACAACUACCUUGGCUUGAGCGGCGAAGUAUUGCAGAUGGAGCGCAACAUGUUGAAGUAUACAGUUCGGCAACUCCCUAAUCAUCUCAGAGGAGACGCUUUGGACAGACUCAAGGAAAAGUUCAAGCGGGAACGGGAAAGAAUUGGAGAGAAGGAGGUCGAAAAGGGCAUUGCUCUUCACAAUGCGCAUGCCGCCCGCCGACGUCGUUCGGCUGCCUCCCUUCGAAAAGAAGUGGCAUUGCAGGCAUAUUCGAAAAGGCGGCAGAGCAUCGUCACGGCGACCCCUGCAUUCGGAACACGUCGAGAACGCCCAUCGCCCGACAUGCCUAGCCCUGGCGAUUUGCUCACGAAUACGCAACAGUUGAAGUCUGGGCCGGCAUCGCAGCUUGAUCUAGCGCGAGACGCUACAUCUCCUCGACCACAGCGAAAUCUCAGUCCCUUCUCUACUCCCCGAAACGCACAUGUCUCUCUUGACACGAGAGAAGCCCUCGAUGAAGACGACAUGUUCCGAGAGUCGGUACUCGAAUGCAUGUUCAGGGCCAUUGGCCUGACCGGUAACGGAAGUGUCAAUCCGGAUUCGACGCAAGCUUCCCCAAGAUUUGUUCCUACGGACCAGCGACGUUCGCGAGGUGGUCCAGGCCACACUGCUUUUGGCUUCAUGGAUGCCUUCGACCCGUUCGACAACGACACGGAGUCAGUUACCUCUUGUGGAUUUAGCUCAUCGUCACCAGUUCCUAAUCCUCAACUACUCGCACACGAUAUGAAGGACGAGGUUGAGAUCGUCUUCUUUCCUAAGGGCUCUGUCUUGGUGGAGCAAGGUGAGAGGAAUCCUGGUCUCUAUUAUGUUAUUGAUGGUUUCCUCGACAUUUGCGUUCCGGGCGACGAUUCAUCACAUGACCUCCUCCAGUCCUCAGCCAAGGUAGACCAUGGCCAUGACUCAGCAACUGGUGCCGACGCCUUUGGAGCCAAUUCGUCACGCUUUCCUGAACCGAACAUGAACAACAACUUUGGUGCUGAGCAGAAGAAAGGCAAGCAAGGUCGGAGGAGCGUGGCUCUGAUCAAACCGGGUGGGCUUGCUGGUUAUGUCGGUACAAUUUCCUCCUACAGAUCGUUUAUCGAUGUUGUUGCGAGAACGGAUGUCUGUGUCGGCUUUCUUCCACUUGCCUCCAUUGAGAGGAUCGUUGACCGUUAUCCCAUCGUUAUGCUUACUAUGGCCAAGCGGCUUACGGAGUUACUGCCGCGUCUGCUUCUGCACAUCGACUUUGCCCUCGAGUGGGUGCAGGUCAACUCUGGCCAGGUUUUGUUCCGCGAAGGCGAUGAGAGCGAAGCUAUUUACCUUGUCCUCAAUGGCCGGUUAAGACUGGUUGAAGAUCAAAAAGAGGGGGGGAUGAACGUCAAAGCUGAAUUCGGCCAGGGAGAGAGUAUCGGAGAGCUGGAAGUGCUGACCGAAUCCGCACGUACCGGAACUCUACAUGCAAUUCGCGAAACUGAACUGGUGAAAUUUCCUCGCACGCUUUUCAACAGCUUAGCCCAGGAGCAUCCCAACAUCACUAUCAAAAUUUCCAAAAUCAUCGCAGCUCGAAUGAGGGCCUUUAUCGACGAUCCUUCACGCAUGGGACUCAAAGAUAACGUGGUUCGGAGCUACAAGAGCUCUUCGACUCUAAACCUGAGAACCGUGGCAAUCUUACCUGUCACCGCGGGCGUUCCUGUUGUCGAGUUUGGCAAUAGAUUAAUGAACGCCUUGUCACAGGUUGGGCCUCCUAACGGCGCAACUUGUCUAAAUCAAGCAGCGAUUCUGAAUCACCUCGGGAAACUCGCAUUCAACAGGAUGGGAAAGCUCAAACUGUCGCAGUACCUCGCGGAUCUAGAAGAGAAAUACGGACUCGUUGUCUACGUAGCUGACACGAACGUCAACACGCCAUGGACCCAGACGUGCAUUACGCAAGCUGAUUGUUUACUGUUUGUCGGCCUUGCGGACAGCUCCCCUGAAAUCGGAGAGUAUGAGCGGUUCAUGCUUGGAAUGAAGUCAACGGCCCGAAAAAUCCUCGUCCUCGUUCACCAAGAGCGCUACUCCAACCCUGGUCUGACGAGGCAGUGGCUGAAGAACCGAAUGUGGAUCAACGGAGGCCACUUCCAUGUGCAAAUGGCAUAUACCUCCAACACUGUGCCUAUCCAUCCGCCCACGAAACGGUUCGGGCCAAGCCUCAAGCAGCGGGUUCAGAUCUUGCAGGCAGAAAUUCAAAAGUACACCUCCAGGAAAGUUCGCCAUGUUCCCUUCUACUCUCCCGAUGCUCCGUUCAAGGGAGACUUUCAUCGGUUGGCGAGGCGGCUGUGCGGCAAGUCCGUGGGUCUGGUCCUAGGUGGUGGUGGCGCCAGAGGCAUUGCGCAUGUUGGCAUCAUCAGAGCGAUGGAAGAGGCCGGAAUCCCCAUUGACAUGGUCGGAGGAACGUCAAUUGGAGCCUUCAUCGGCGGGUUGUACGCCAGGCAUGCAGAUGUCGUUCCCAUCUUCGGUCUAGCCAAGAAGUUCGCUGGACGUAUGGCCAGCAUGUGGAGGUUCGCUUUUGACCUGACAUAUCCGUCCGCCUCCUACACAACCGGCCACGAGUUUAACCGCGGCAUCUUCAAGACCUUUGGAAAAACGCAGAUUGAAGAUUUCUGGCUGGAAUACUACUGCAAUACCACCAACAUCAGCAAGAGCCGAGUCGAGUUCCACACCAGUGGUUACGCAUGGCGCUACAUCCGAGCGUCCAUGUCCCUGGCGGGUUUACUUCCACCUCUGUGUGACGAAGGCAGCAUGCUUUUGGACGGCGGCUACAUCGACAAUUUGACUGUAUCCCGUAUGAAAUCUCUCGGUUCGGAUGUCAUUUUUGCUGUUGACGUCGGCUCGCUUGAUGAUAAUACGCCGCAGGCCUUUGGCGACUCUCUGUCUGGUGUAUGGGCAUUCUUCAACCGCUGGAACCCAUUCUCAUCGGUACCCAACCCGCCCACGCUGGCAGAGAUCCAGGCCCGCCUUGCGUAUGUUUCGAGUGUCGGUGAGCUAGAGAGGGCAAAGACGAUGCCCGGAUGCAUAUACAUGCGGCCCCCGAUUGAUGACUACGGAACGCUGGAUUUUGGCAAAUUUGACGAGAUCUAUGGGGUCGGGUACAAGUAUGGCCAGGAGUUCCUCCAGAAGUUGAGGGAGCAGGGUGUAUUGCCUCUGGUUGAGGAGACAGAGGCGAAGAAAGCGUUACGGAGAACGAUGGCGCCGAGGCGCGCGAGUAUAUAGUUCCCAUCUCUGGUCGAGUUGCGAUGGCCGGUUGGGAAGAGUCAAAGAGGGGUAGAGGAUGGGCAUUGCAGUGGGUUCAUCACUUACACCAUGUACUGACUCGAAUGUUUAUUUACAUUCUGGUAUGCUUCGGUCAGUAGUAGAGGGGUUUAGAUAGGUUUCGGUGGCGUGAUCAGAAGGAAGUGUCAUGUUGAUGCCU